Molecule: messenger RNA, 3575 nt
Organism: Portunus trituberculatus (swimming crab)
Lineage: Eukaryota; Metazoa; Arthropoda; Malacostraca; Decapoda; Portunidae
Product: protein O-linked-mannose beta-1,2-N-acetylglucosaminyltransferase 1-like
Exons: 17
Coding region: 108-2504 (798 amino acids)
Biological process (GO): protein O-linked glycosylation via N-acetylgalactosamine
Cellular component (GO): Golgi membrane
Molecular function (GO): beta-1,3-galactosyl-O-glycosyl-glycoprotein beta-1,3-N-acetylglucosaminyltransferase activity
Source: RefSeq, a predicted model, not a curated record
AUUCAGACACACGCCACGCUGCACCUUCCUCGCUCUGUUCACUCACUAUCCCUCCUUCCCCCUCUCCUUCUCUCUCUCUUCUCGCCGAGAAUAGGAAGCAUUGAAGAAUGUCAACACCUCGGGUCCUCAUGCCUCUGGUGGUGGUAAUGGUGGUGAUGGUGGUGGUUGUGGUGGUGACGGAGGGAGCCACGGUACCCAUAAGGCUGACAGUGGCCCUGCAUAGCGGCGUCAACACCACGAUAACUUUCGCCACGGAGGAGGAGGCGCUGCACGAGAUGGGGAUAACUAGGGAGAUGAUGGAGGGCGCUCUGGCACACGCUGACGCCACUGGUUUGGUAAGAGAAGUGGUGGUAGGAGGGCAGCACAUCCCCCUGCAUCUCAACACGACCGCCUCCUACUUCAACAUGCUUGCUCUCAGGACCGUGGAUGGCAAGGACUGGCUCUUCUCCCCAGACAAUUACACUAACGCCUCUAUUCAUGACUUCGACGGUGAUCCCAGCCUGGUACCCCUGGAGGUAUCCUUGUCGUGGACUGUGCCCUUAGCCCUGCCACGCACCACGCCCCUGGACAUCGAACUCGCUUCUGGUCUCACACACGCCUCAAUCAGACUUGGGGACCGCCUGGUACUUUCUUUACAAAAUGGAAAACGGAGAAACAACGUUACCAAAACAUCAAAAUCAUCUUCCCAAACUACAACCUCUCCUACAAUAACAUCCUCCUCCUCCUCCUCCUCCUCCUCCUCCUUCAAACCAACAUCGACCCUUGGCUUAUUGGUGACGUUGCCGCCUUUCUCGGGAUGUCACCUUCGCGUUGUCAACCCCCACACUGGCCGCGUCACUCUGGCCCGCUAUUUCAACACCCAAGACCACCUUUUCGACAUGGAGCUGAGCCGGGUUCUCGCCAGCCUGAAGGAGGGACGGCUGGCGCUCCUUGCCUCCUACCAUGAUGUCUCAGGACGCCUUGGAAACGACGCCCGUGACGCCCUUCACGCUCUAGGGUCAUGGGCGGCUCCGCAUCUCGGGUUUAAGGACGCGUGGGCGUGGGCGUGGGUGGUGGGCGGCUCCACGCUCGCAGAGGCCUUAGUGACCAACGCGCAGGGCAUCCUCACUCAAUCCAACCCCCUCACCCUCCACCUCAGCCUCCCGCAGCCCUCCCCGUCAGAGAGAUUCUGCAACACGUGGCCCUCUGGUGACCUGUGGGAGAAGCGACGAACCCUCUGUGACCUCCACGACGGUUUCAGUGACCUGUGCUCGUGUGACCUUCCUUAUCCAGUACCGUCUGAGGUCACUACCACCACCACCACUACCAAGCCGGCGUGGUGGCGGGGACGCGUGGCGGUGGUGGUGGUGGCAGCUGACAGGCCUCAGUAUCUGUAUAGACUGUUACGGCAGCUCUUGGGGCAACCCGGCAUGACCCCUGACCUAGUGUUGGUGAGCGUGGACGGGGACAACGAAGGCGCGCAGGCCAGCGCGGGCGUGGCUGAGGUGUUGGGGCUAAGGCACUUAACACAUCGCAGCGAGCAGGGUACCGCCUACCACGUCUCCCCAAGGAUCUCCAGGAGUCUGAGGUUCGCGCUGUUCAAGGCCCUGGAGACCUUCCCCCUCGAGAACAAGUUUAUCAUCCUCGAGGACGACCUUGUGCUGGCUCCUGACUUCCACUCGUACAUGCAGCAGACAUCGGCACUACUAGAGACCCCGGAGGAGGCUGUGUACGCCGUGUCCGCCUUCUCCCACCUGGCCGCCCCGCACACUGCCCACGACGCCACCCGCCUGCAGAGAGCCACUACCUUCCCCUCCUGCGGGUGGAUGACAACGCGCUCUUUCCUGGAGGAGACGCUGCCGAAGUGGCCCGAUGCACAUGUGGGCACAGACUGGGAUUACUGGAUGGGGACGGAGGUGGUGCGUGGUGGGAAGGAGUUGAUACUACCGGAGGUGCCUCGUACAACCCAUGGCGGUACCCUCGGUUCUCAUACGGAUGGCGCCAUGGCACGCUGGUUCAAAGAGCGCCCUCUCACUUCCCUGCCGCACACCACACUGAACCUGACGGCUGUUAGCCGUAAGGUGUUUGAGGAUCAAGUGUUACAGGAGCUGUCCAUGGCACAACCUUUCAUCAGCACUCAUUUAAAAGCCCCAGACUCUUCUGCUCAUGGUCAUCUCAGCAUUCCCCUCCACCAGGAUGGGUCGGUAUGGCUGGUGCGGGUGAGGAUGCAGCAUGCCGAGGACAGUCCUGCCUUCAGAAUCAUGGCAAAGGCCCUCAAAGUGUGGCAUGAUGAUGCUCGUAACCACCACUUUGGCCUGUGGAGGAUCCCCUACCACAACGUUAUGCUGUUGGUGGUGGGUGUGCCCUUCUCUAGGUACAGCAACCGUGUGAAGGGCAAGGGCCGGAUUGUGCAGGCAACACCAGCUGGCAUGGCCUUCCUGUUAGAUGAAGGAGACAGUUUGGAGGGAGUCACCUUACGGCCACACUACCCACUUGAAUUCAUGCAGAUACUGGGAUUUCACUGAUGAAAUAAAAACUAGGUGUGGGUGAUCCUGAGUCCAAUGGAGGAAGAGUUUCACCACAGCAACAAGCACUGCAGGAGCCCUCGACAGCAGUAACUCAUCCAGUGCAUUCAGCAGGAGAAUCAGCUCCUCCUCUGACUUUGGGGAAUAUCUUAAGGAUAGGAAAUGAUAAAUUGCAAUUGAUAAUGAACAUAUAUAACUGGUUAGGCAUAUAUAUUAUUAAUUUCUUCCUUAAUACUGCAUGUUUUUUCUUUGUUGUACAUUAAAAACCCAUACUAGAGUUAUUAAAAUAAAAAACAUCUGGACUUUACUUCUGGUUGUAUCAAUAAAAAUUAGCUAUAUGAAAGACCAAAAACCUCCAGAAACCAAAAUUUUUUUCCAUAGAUGUCUUUUGCCACCAAAACCAACAAAAGUAAGUAGAAACUAAUGUUUCAUUGCAUCACAAAACUAUUUAUAUUUAGAUUAAUUAAAUAAUAUAUCUAACUCCAUGAAUCUGGAAUCAAUGUGUUUGAAUUAAUAUAGCAGAUGGCUUUUCACAUAUGUGGUAUAUGAAGUAUUGUGUCCCAAACACCUAUCACAAAAGCCAUUUGCUCAAACCACAAACACAUCUUAAAUCCUUAUCUGCUCCCUCAACUUAGAAUAGCAUAAUUCAUAUAAACCAACCUGAGCAAGAUGGUCAGCACAUAAACAGCAUUGCACUCAGAAAACUGCAUGAUCCUGCUCAAUAGAUAGUGGGCUAUGUUCUUAUUGACCACAAUGCCACCUUCUGUCUGUAAUAUGUGAUCCAGGGCCAGGAUGCAGUUGGUGAUGACAAUGGGGUCAGAGUCACGCAGUCCAUCAUAAAGGGCAUCAGUCAGCCCACACUCUAGAAUCGCCUCUGGAGCAUGGUCAAAGAGCUUCACACACCCUAGUGCCCCACACCGCCGCACCUGCAGAAAGCCAAUAUUCACACUAAGUGAAUGUAACCAAAAAUAUGCAUGGAUAAACUUAAUUUUACUACUUCAUACAAUGUUUCUGGCUAUCUCUUCUUAUCUGUAACUGUCAGUGUCUUCAAUAUAAAUGAAUCCAUUGCUU